Messenger RNA from Homalodisca vitripennis (glassy-winged sharpshooter), 979 nucleotides. RefSeq names its product longitudinals lacking protein, isoforms A/B/D/L-like. The transcript is spliced from 2 exons. The record is from RefSeq and is a predicted model, not a curated record. Bases 448 to 735 code for a protein of 95 amino acids. Lineage: Eukaryota; Metazoa; Arthropoda; Insecta; Hemiptera; Cicadellidae.
AAUUUAAAAAAACCCAGGACGUUUGCCAUACAAUGUAAAUAUUGUCUUCGCAAUAAAAAAGAUUUGAUUUGAUUUGCAUUACAAAUUUUAACUUUAAUUAGCUACCAAAUCUGAUAGAGAGAUCUCAUACCAUUAAAGACCUCAGUUUAGUGCCAUUUAUUCUUCUUUUUAAAAUACCUUUAAAAUAAGGGAUAAUUUGGUUCCUAUUUAAAAAUUGUGAACUUACCUGUAAACUACCCAUUAAAGCGGGACAGGUCAAUAAUAUUUAUACAUAAAAACUCAUCAGUAGGUCAUAUAAACAUGCCUCGAAGUAAAUCAUUUCCUCUCUAGUAAUUACAAACUUAAUAGAGGAGGGAGUGUUGACUUUAAAUACAUCCUUUAUAAAAGCCUACGUAAUUUAAUUCCUGUUAGAGAGAUUCUGCCGCCCGGGAGACAGUGUUCAGUUGCAUGUUACUGAUGGUUGACGUGUCCCACUCACUAGAGGAGGAGCGGUUCCGCAUCGACAUGGUGAACUGUGAGCCUCGCUUCUGUUGUCUCGCUUGUUCCCGACACUACCGCAGCAAGGGAGAUCUGCGCCGCCAUCUUCGCUAUGAGUGCGGCAAGGAGCCGCAGUUCGCUUGUAGCCUGUGCUCCUACAAGGCCAAGCGGAACUCCUCUCUCCAGUCUCACAUGAUCUUCAAACACAGGACUGUCGGCAAGAAGAAGUCCGAUUCCGCUGGAUGGACCGAGAAAUAGAGGUAGGUAACAGCCCGAAGCACUUGUGCGGCAUGUGCGGACGAGCCUACAAGCACAAACAGCACCUGAACCGGCAUCUUCGCUACGAAUGCGGCAAAGAGGCACAGUUCGCUUGUCCCCACUGUCCGUACAAGUCGCGCCAGAAGGAACCCCUCAAAGUCCACAUGAUCACCAAGCACGGAAAAAAUAAUUUUCAGCUUUAAUUAGUGGCUUUAUGUUUUAUUUAAUAUAUUAAUUAGUUUCA